Molecule: messenger RNA, 1331 nt
Organism: Sycon ciliatum
Lineage: Eukaryota; Metazoa; Porifera; Calcarea; Leucosolenida; Sycettidae
Exons: 4
Coding region: 305-790 (161 amino acids)
Biological process (GO): negative regulation of signaling receptor activity
Cellular component (GO): plasma membrane
Molecular function (GO): type 1 cannabinoid receptor binding
Source: RefSeq, a predicted model, not a curated record
AAUAAACAGUGAAAGAUCCACCUUCUUUUGUACUUCUUUAUCAUACAUGCACCAGUACAAGGCGCUCCUGGCUUGCAAAGCAAAGAUAUUUGAGAUCGUUGCUGGUAACAACUCGUCCUGCAUGGUUGGGUACCAGCCGGCCUUCGAAGCUUCAUGGGCUUGCCAUCUUUAGUUUAAUAAAAAAGAUAAAGAUUGUGAGUCAACUCAAAGUCAGAGAACUGCACUUGAGUCUACUCUCUACUUCUUUCAACUCACGAUCACUGCUGAGUGUGAUAGCUAGAAGCACGAAAAACGACUUUACAUAAUGGCGUCCACUGAUGGAGGUGCGUUUCGAGUGAACUUCAUAGUGAGGAGUAAGGAUGAUGGUACAACACUGUACAUGAAAAAUGACGGCGAGCGUUUCAAAGCAGAUAACCGAACGGUCAAGGUGCUGUCCCAGCACAAGUAUGAGGUUGACGUGUCCAUUCGCCCACCAUCCCCGCCAGAGCGGGUAACUUUCGGAGAUCUGAAUUUAGUCAAGGAGAAAGAAAGUGCGGAUGGAGCAUCUGCAACCUUCUCGUAUCUCUGGGACACGAUGAGCUUCCCGCCAACAGGAAGUGGAAACCGCUCUAACUUGCCUAUUGUUGUCUAUUUAGAAGAUGGAAGAGUGAUCCGUACAAUCAUUCAGUGCAAGUUCUACAAGCCGAGCGACAUGAGCCACUAUCGCUGGGGCAAUGAAUUGAAAGGAUUAGAACUGGAGUGCUCUGCCAAAGACGGCAGUGUUAGCGUUCUCAAGACCACGUAUAGAUGAUCUCUGACUGCUGGUGAGCCAGCAGUUGACUGCUUGUAGUCUAACUUAUAUGUACAGUUUCAAUUCAUCCCAGAACUGCAUGUAACAUACUGGAAUCUCCAUGAAACACAUUCCAUCUACUAUGCUUGUUUCAUUAUUGUGCUUCUUUUAGCUUUCCCCUUGCGAGAUUUUCUUUUCAAUAAAGCUAGUUUUACCCUUACUCCUUACCCAAUCCAACCCAUGCUUCUACUUACUUCGUACUUUUAAAACACACGAAUUCAGCUAGUGACACACAGCCACGUUCAGAGUGGAGGAAACCAUGUUAUUGCUCUUAGUUUCGUGCAAUUGUAGUGCUGUUGCGUUUAAAAUUCUUUUAUUUGAAGUAGAACAUUUUUAAGCCGAAAUAUAGGUAGCUGUCCGGAGAUCCGAGCACUAGAAUAUUAGUGAACUAUGAUACUGCCGGGGACGUGUGUGCCGAAGUCGCACCAACCUCUUCUUCAUAAUUAUGACGAUUGUUACUGUCUAUGACCUAUUUCAAUGUGAUGUGAUGUUCAUACUUGAA